Molecule: messenger RNA, 1881 nt
Organism: Pseudo-nitzschia multistriata
Lineage: Eukaryota; Bacillariophyta; Bacillariophyceae; Bacillariales; Bacillariaceae
Source: the annotation of a GenBank genome assembly
CCAUCUUCCAGCCUUUCCUUCCGGUGAUGGUUCACUCCGGAGCUUUAGUUCGCCUCACUAACGUACUACAAAAUCAGUUUUUCUUCUCUUUUGAAGUAUUACAGUAGAUUUCACCAUGUUGACCCAAUUCUCCCGCACCGUUGCCCGAAAGGCCUCCACCGGAGCCGCUUCCAAGCGCAUGAUGUCUGCCAUCACUGGUGUCGACGCUCGCGAAAUCAUCGAUUCUCGAGGAAACCCAACCGUCGAGGUUGAUAUUACCACCGCCACUGGAACCUACACCGCAAGUGUCCCUUCUGGUGCCUCUACCGGUGCCUACGAGGCCCACGAACUCCGUGAUGGAGGUUCCCGAUACCUUGGAAAGGGAUGCUUGAAGGCCGUUGAAAACGCUAAGACCAUUUUGGCCGACGCCGUCAUGGGAAUCGAUGCCGCCGAUCAGCGUGCCAUCGACGAAGCCAUGAUCAAGGCUGAUGGAACCCACAACAAGGCCAACGUUGGAGCCAACGCCGUUCUUGGAAGUAAGUUGAAUCCUAUUUCGACGAGAAGCGGUGCCUUGCCUAUUUUUUGGCUGUGGAUUUCGCGUCACCAGAGUUAGCCGUAACGCUCAGGUUUGAGGUAUUUGUGGAUUCGGUGGUCUUACUCGAAUCUACCCCGUCGUUUUAUAUCCUGAUCAUCGUAUCUUCUUUCUAUUGCUUAUCCUGUGGGAAUUUUUGUUUUGCUGCCUAGUUUCCCUUGCCGCCUCCAAGGCCGGAGCUGGUGUCCAAGGAAUUCCUCUCUGGAAACAUUAUGCCAACGUUGCCGAAAACCCGAUCCCCGAAACCAUGCCUGUUCCUUGCUUCAAUGUUAUCAACGGAGGAGAACACGCCGGUAACAGACUUGCCUUCCAAGAAUUUUUCGUCAUCCCCACCGGUGCCGAAACCUUCUCCGAAUCCAUGGAAAUUGGUUGCGAAACCUUCCACGCCUUGAAGAAGGUUAUCCAAACCAAGUUCGGAGGUGAUGCUACCUUGAUCGGAGACGAGGGUGGUUUCGCUCCUCCCUGCGAUGUCGAGUCUGGUUUGGCCAUGAUCAUGGAGGCCGCAGAAAACGCCGGAUACGCCGACAAGAUCUCCGUCGGUUUGGAUGUUGCCAGUUCUGAAUUCAAGGUGGAUGGCAAGGAUGCCUACGACUUGGACUUCAAGUCCGCUAACGGCGAUCCAUCCAUGGUUUUGAGCGGAGAUGAAAUGGUCGCCCUCUACCAAAAGCUCAUCGCUGAAUACCCUAUUGUCACCAUCGAAGAUCCUUUCGACCAAGAUGACUGGACCAACUGGAACAAGAUCACCGCCGCCACCGACAUCCAAAUUGUCGGAGAUGAUCUUACCGUCACAAACCCUGCCAAGAUCCAGGAAGCCAUCGACCAGAAAUCUUGCAACUGCUUGUUGUUGAAGGUCAACCAAAUUGGAUCCAUCUCUGAAUCUAUCGAUGCCGUUAAGCUCUCCAAGCAGGCUGGAUGGGGUGUCAUGACUUCUCACCGAUCCGGAGAGACCGAGGACAACUACAUUGCCGACUUGGCAGUUGGUCUUGGAACCGGUCAGAUCAAGACUGGAGCUCCAUGCCGUGGAGAGCGUACCGCCAAGUACAAUCAAUUGUUGCGAAUCGAAGCCGAACUCGGAGGUGCCGCCGUUUUCCCUGGAGCUGGCUUCCGCACUCCUGCCUGGAUGGCUUAAAGAAACAAACAGUUUUUUUCUAUCGUGUGAAGAAAAACUGGGUUGUCAGACUGCUCGGUGAAGCUUCUGUUCCCCUUGUGCACGUGCGCUGGUAUUGUGUAACUCCCCAGCUCCAUGGAUGGAUCCUUGGUUUUAAAUCCACGCUAAUUUGGAGAUUUAGAAAUACAAUUUUUAUUGAUCC